This is a messenger RNA of Erigeron canadensis, 1104 nucleotides long. RefSeq names its product transcription factor MYB10-like. The coding region runs from base 1 to 1104 and encodes 367 amino acids. Lineage: Eukaryota; Viridiplantae; Streptophyta; Magnoliopsida; Asterales; Asteraceae. The transcript has 3 exons. The record is from RefSeq and is a predicted model, not a curated record.
AUGGGACAUGGAGGAGGGCAUACAUGUUGCAACAAACAGAAAGUGAAAAGAGGGUUGUGGUCACCCGAGGAAGAUGAAAAACUCAUCACCUACAUUUCUUCACACGGCCAUGGCUGCUGGAGCUCCGUUCCUAAGCUUGCUGGGCUCCAAAGAUGUGGCAAGAGUUGUAGAUUGCGAUGGAUUAAUUAUCUGAGGCCCGAUCUGAAACGAGGAAGCUUUUCUUCUCAAGAAGCCACUCUUAUAGUCGAUCUUCAUCGAAUCCUUGGAAAUAGAUGGGCGCAAAUUGCAAAACAUUUACCGGGAAGAACGGAUAAUGAGGUCAAGAACUUUUGGAACUCAAGUAUCAAAAAGAAGCUUCUUAACGCUCAUACUACUAGUAGUAGUAGUCUCAUAUCAACUCAUCAUCAUCUUGCCACCUGCUUUCAACAUAGCCCUAAAACUAACAUUAAUAAUGUUCCUUCUGCUUUAAGUAGUGGUGGGGAGAAUCCUCAUCAACAUCAAUUUUAUUAUGAGGGUUUAUUUGAUGCUAAUAAUAAUGUUAUAAUCCCCCCACAUCAUCAUAUGAUGAUGAUCCAUGCACCUCCACCACCGGCCACCAAUCAACCAACAUUUAUCAAUAUUCUUGAUGAUGAUCAUAAAUCAUGCUUAUUUGAUGCUGUUGCUGAUUCUAAUAAUCUCCCUCCACUUCCUCCAUCAUUCAUUGUCAAUCAGCCCUCUUCACUAAUUAAUAGCUUUGAUAAUCCAUUUCUUCCCGCCAUGGAAUUCAUCGACUCAUCAUCCUAUGAUGAAGAACAUCAUAAUAACAAUAACAAUGUACUCAAUAAACCCGAGAAUACUUAUGAAAUCAUCCUUGGCCCAAACAUUAAUGACCAUCUCAUACUUCCAUUUAGACUAGCAGCAGCUGAUGAUCACCACAAAACAAAUGAUAUUGAAUUGAUCACCACCAAUAAUACCCAAAAGAUAAUGCACUCACACGAGUUGACAAGCUCUCAAACGACGGAUUACCUGCUCGACGCUUUCAUGCCAAGUUAUCCGUCAACUUCAUCGUCGUCACCAUUGGUGUUGCGGCAGUUUGUGGUUGAUGAUCAGCAAGGUAAGAAUUAA